AUGUCGGAGCUAGGCAUAACAUGUACCUUACCCAGAGCUAUUAAGGGUCACGCAGUUGCGGGUUUACUAGCAUCUUUCCCUGGGGAGGGCACUACUGCAUUGCAUGAAGAUCUUCCGGGAGAAUUUCCAGACAUUUCCGUUGUUGAAGAAGAAGCCUGGAUGUUAUACUUUGACGGGUCUGCCACUCCCAGAAACGACACCGGAGGAGCAGGCGUAGACCUAGUAUCUUCGACCGGCGAAGUCUUUUCACACUCCUUAAAGCUGUACUUUCAGUGCACUAACAAUUCAGCAGAGUAUGAAGCCUUCCUCAUAGAACUUAUAUUAGCCAAGCAAGCAGGAGCCACACGUCUGGAAAUAAGAGGCGAUUCUAAGCUACUGGUUAAUCAGAUGAAUGGAGUAUAUGCGCUAAAGGAGGUAACCCUAGAUCCGUAUCGAUCUGAAGCACAGAGGUUACUAAACUACUUUGCCGACGCAACCAUGACUCAUGUCGGCCGCAGCAACAACAGACAUGCCGAUUUUUUAGCAACGCUGGCUUCUAAAUUACAAUUCGAAGGCAUAAAAUAA
Messenger RNA from Papaver somniferum (opium poppy), 564 nucleotides. RefSeq lists its product as uncharacterized. Bases 1 to 564 code for a protein of 187 amino acids. The transcript has a single exon. NCBI's taxonomy places the organism in Eukaryota, Viridiplantae, Streptophyta, Magnoliopsida, Ranunculales, Papaveraceae. The record is from RefSeq and is a predicted model, not a curated record. Gene Ontology annotation, molecular function: nucleic acid binding; RNA-DNA hybrid ribonuclease activity.